UAGUUAUAUCUACGCCUAUAUAUGGUAAACAAACCCUAACGAAAACUAAAAGAAAAACAAAAGAAGCGAGGACAACAUGAAGCUGCUAGGUUGGAUGCGAACUAUAAACCUAAGUUGCUUUGAUCCAUCAAAGGAGUUCAAAGGUGGUUUCUGUUGUCUAAGAGCUCACGUUACCUCUGAAGUCCGAGACAUCCGAACAAACUCCUUCUCCUUCUCCAGAUCAUCUCAUGACCCCAAUCCACCGAAAACUGAUGAGGAACUUUGGUUUGAUGAAGGCAGGUUCAGCGGCUUUCUGGCGAUCGGUACGUUUGGUAGAGAUCCUGAAACACCAAAAUUCACAUCUUCCAUUGCUGAAGAUGAUGUAACCGUGGCAAAGCUCGUUACUGAGAAACUAGACAAGUUUCUUGAGGAAUAUUCUGAUGAGGAUAGUAGCAGUAAGCAGGUAGAAGUAUCGAAGGCAGAAUAUGGUCUCUUUGGAUCAUCCACUGAGCUUACGAAGAGAGGCAAUGAAGUAAAGCAGAUGAAGGGUUUACUUAAAAACCUCUUCAAGAGAAGAAAGGCAGUAGAAGGAGAGUGUUGUAACUCAAUGGAGAAACAAGGGACCAGAGAUUUGAUUAAAAGGAUAUUUAAAAUGCUCCACGUCUCUCCUUCAAAGACGAGAAAUGAUGAUGACUACGAUGACGAUGAUUAUUCCAUGCACAAGAAGAAAGAUAUAAGAAAGAGUGGUCAAAUCUUCCAAAGUAAAGUCCAUCCUGUUAUGUGUACACCUGAAAAAGACGAUAACAAGAUAGACGGCAGAAGAAGCUGCAAACUCAAGAUCCCGAGUCUUAAUGGAGGGUUUCUCGUUCCAAGUUCCAUCUCCAAAGUGAACAGGAAAAGAGAAAAUUGGAUCAGGACUGACGCAGAGUAUCAUGUUCUGGAACUGUGAAGAUCAACACACUGCAACAAAACUCCAUUGAUCCAGCCAAAGUUCACUCCUAUCAAACAUAUAUAUAUAUAUCUAUACAUAUCUACAAAAUCAUUGUCUAGUAAUGUGUAGUGAGAUUGUACGAGUUUUCAGGUCCAGAACUUCCUAGUUAUUCAGAAAAAAAAACACAUAUGUAUAAUUAUACACACAUAUCUACAAAAUCAUUGUCUCAAAUGUGU
Messenger RNA from Brassica oleracea var. oleracea, 1146 nucleotides. RefSeq lists its product as uncharacterized. The record is from RefSeq and is a predicted model, not a curated record. Bases 77 to 928 code for a protein of 283 amino acids. Lineage: Eukaryota; Viridiplantae; Streptophyta; Magnoliopsida; Brassicales; Brassicaceae. Gene Ontology annotation, biological process: regulation of auxin polar transport; gravitropism. The transcript has 5 exons.